UGCGCAGGCCGGAAAGCUUGCAGGUGGGGAAGAUGGCGGACAGCAGCGGUCGUGUGGGCAAGAGCGGCGGGAGUGGCACGGGGAAGGGGGCGGUGUCGGCGGAACAGGUAAUUGCUGGCUUUAAUCGCCUUCGGCAGGAACAGAGGGGCUUGGCCUCCAAAGCAGCUGAGCUGGAGAUGGAACUGAAUGAGCAUAGCCUGGUGAUCGAUACGCUGAAGGAAGUGGAUGAGACCCGCAAGUGCUACCGCAUGGUUGGCGGUGUGCUGGUAGAGCGGACGGUCAAGGAGGUGCUGCCUGCCUUGGAGGGUAACAAGGAGCAGAUACAAAAGAUCAUUGAGACACUGUCACAGCAGCUUCAGGCAAAGGGAAAAGAACUCAAUGAAUUCCGGGAAAAGCACAACAUUCGUCUUAUGGGAGAAGAUGAGAAGCCAGCAGCCAAGGAAAACUCAGAAGGAGCUGGGGCUAAGUCCAGCUCAGCAGGGGUGCUGGUCUCUUAGGGACUAAGGCCUCUGCAUUCUAUUUUACCCUGAUUCCCACUUCUAACUUCUUUUUAUUGUUAUUAUUAUUUUUCUGCUAUUGUAAUUUUUUUGUUGUUGUUAAUUAAAUGUUUUGGUCAAAUACUUAA
Rattus rattus (black rat) is the source of this 625-nucleotide messenger RNA. RefSeq names its product prefoldin subunit 2 (gene Pfdn2). Gene Ontology annotation, molecular function: protein folding chaperone. Gene Ontology annotation, biological process: protein folding. The transcript is spliced from 4 exons. The record is from RefSeq and is a predicted model, not a curated record. Lineage: Eukaryota; Metazoa; Chordata; Mammalia; Rodentia; Muridae. The coding region runs from base 33 to 497 and encodes 154 amino acids. Gene Ontology annotation, cellular component: prefoldin complex; cytoplasm.